AUGAGCCUUCUCGGGAGCUACCGGAAAAAGACCAACAAUGAUGGGUACGAAUCUUUGCAGCUGGUGGACAGCAGCGGUGACUUGGGCUCAGGCAGCGGCGGGAGCAGCAGCGGCGGCGGCGUCAGGCUCGGAGUGAACCCGGGAGCGGCGGCAGCGGCAGCGGCAGCAGCGAAGAGUCCCGCGCGGCGCCCCCCAGUCGGUGUCAGCACCAUGGACAGCUCAGGGGCUUCAUCUCCCGACAUGGAAUCGAACUAUGGUGGAGGUCUGCUCGACAUGGUGAAAGGCGGCGCGGGACGCCUCUUCAGCAACCUAAAGGACAACCUCAAAGACACCAUCAAAGACACUUCUUCCAAAGUCAUGCAGUCUGUUGCCAGUUACACGAAGGGAGAAUUAGAUAUUUCCUACAUUACCUCCAGAAUCAUCGUGAUGUCCUUUCCUGCGGAAGGAGUUGAGUUAGGAUUCAGGAAUCAAAUAGAAGACGUUCGGACCUUCUUGGAUUCCCGGCAUCCCGACCACUACACAGUGUUCAAUCUGUCGCCCAAGUCGUAUCGCAGUGCCAAGUUUCACAACAGGGUCUCAGAAUGCAGUUGGCCAAUGCGACAGGCCCCGAGCCUUCACAAUCUCUACGCUGUGUGUAAAAACAUGCACAAUUGGCUUCAACAGAACCCCAAGAAUGUCUGUGUCAUCCACUGCAUGGAUGGACGUGCUGCCUCGGCAGUUCUGGUUAGUGCAAUGUUUUGUUUCUGUCAUCUCUUCUCUAAUCCAGUCCCUGCUAUUCAGUUGCUAAAUGCAAAGCGACCCGGAAUCGGACUUUGGCCAUCCCAUAGGAGUUUGGCAGCUUCCAGCACGCCCACUGUUUCCAUCCAGCCAGAUGUUUCAGGAGGUUGGGAUUGGCCCAGUAAACCAGGUGGUUUUGGAAUGGGAAGCAAAUCUGCCGCCACCAGCCCCACGGGAUCCAUGCACAACACCCCCACGCAUCACAACAAGCCGCAGUCUCUGGACCCAUUUGCUGACCUUGGCGCCCUUGGUAGUUCUGCAUUUGCUAGCAAGCCCACCACACCAACUGGGUUAGGGGGAGGAUUCCCUCCACUUAGCUCACCACAGAAGCCAUCUCCCCAGCCAAUGGGUGGGGGAUGGCAGCAGGGGUCUGGCUACUCAUGGCAGCAAACUCAAUCCAAGUCACAGACCAGCAUGCCCCACGCCUCUCCCCAGAACAGACCAAACUACAACGUCAGCUUCUCGUCAAUGCCAAGUGGUCAGAAUGACCGUGGAAAAGGACCUUCUAAUUUGGAGGGGAAAUCAAAAACAGCUGAUUUUGAAGACCUUCUGUCUGGUCAAGGCUUCAAUGCUCACAAAGAUAAAAAGGGACCUAGAACAAUAGCUGAAAUGAGAAAGGAAGAAAUGGCAAAAGAAAUGGACCCUGAGAAACUGAAGAUCCUGGAAUGGAUUGAAGGGAAGGAGAGAAACAUCAGGGCGCUGCUCUCCACCAUGCAUACGGUGCUGUGGGCGGGAGAGACCAAGUGGAAGCCGGUGGGCAUGGCUGACCUGGUCACCCCCGAGCAGGUGAAGAAGGUUUACCGGCGGGCCGUGCUCGUGGUCCAUCCAGACAAAGCCACUGGGCAGCCAUACGAGCAGUACGCUAAGAUGAUCUUCAUGGAGCUGAAUGACGCCUGGUCCGAAUUUGAAAAUCAAGGCCAAAAGCCCUUGUAUUAACGUGUCCUUUCCUCUGUCUCCGCUACAGACCUAGGCUAAUGCUUCUUUCUCUUGUCCCGAUGGAGAUUUUCACAGAAGAACCCAAAUGAGACACCCCUCAAGAGCAAACAAUUACAUUCUCUGCCUGUCAGUUCCGUGAUGAAUAAAGAAACAGGAGGCUAGAAUUCUGGAUGGUUUCCCUAUAAACCUUCCAGGAUGGGACAGGAAUGUGAGGGACAAUGGCGACCCCAUGAUGAUACGCCACAGCCCCAAGAAACCUGAGGCAACAUGUACCAAACAGAUCGCUUGAAUGUGUUAGGACUGGGGGAGAGGGGAGGAGAGAUGAGGUACACGGGAUCACACGUGACCUUCAUCUCCUUGCCCAAGAAGGGAUGGGAUUUUUAUUCUUUAGGGAAAAAAAUUCAGGUAAGGAAUUCACCUUGAUGGAAACGGGGGAGUUUUUGGAGUGGUUGCUUUUUAGAGGUGCUCUCCAUGUCCCUGGAGCAGCCAGAUUUGAGCAGAGCCAAACCAUUUGGAUGUAUGCUUUGCCUAAAGCAUCAUUCUGUACCGUUAUUUUGGUUCAUCAGCCAUCUGGAAGGAGGGGGAAACUUGGGAAGAGAUUUGACUCCAUUAGGAUGUCCAUUGGUUAUCACUUGAUCUGGCUUGAUAAAUUCAAGGGAAGAGGGUACCUCCAAGGCCCCGACCUCACAAAGAGGGGCAGAGUCCUCAGCUCCAUGCUAUGGUUAAUGAUCUUUUGGAAACCUCCCAUUGAGUAAUUUUAUGCCGGAUGGAGGGGAAUCUUUUUUUUUUCUUUAAUUUGUAUCCCAGAGGGCUUUAUCGCCCCAUGAUUUUUACUCCAAUCCUUUGUUUUCUGGUUACAAGCGUUGUCCGUGGCUAGAAGCAGGUUCUGAAGGAGUUGGCGUGAUCAGAAUUCGCACUCAGAAGAAACUCUGCCUUGUAUAGGGUUCCGAGGAUCCAGGAAGUAAAGAAUCGGAAGGGUUGGUACUUAGAAAACCGCAAGUCAAAUGAUUGGCCGAUGUCUCCUUGCCUAAUAUUCACCUGGGGACGGCUGGGCCCCCCUCCCCGACAGCACCUUCCAGAAGGCUAAUUGGUUUGGAAGGAGUAGGCAGCCCCAGAGCAGAAACUUUCCCCUACUUGCAGAGGGUCGACUAAAAAAGAGAAGCUGCUUAGCCCUCCUCCAAGGUGGAAUUCAGCACACAGUGGGGCUUCUCACACAUAUCCUGGCUCAGCCCAAUCUCACCUCCUCUUUCUUUACUUCAUUCACUCAGUAGGUCCAACAGACAGACAAGAAGAUUUCGGGGCUCCUUCUUUAGAGAAAAUUCCAUAUCAAAAACCCUGGAGAUAUCAAGUUGGUGUUUUUAAAGACAAUCAUUUCUUUUCCCAUUUUAAUUUCCUCAUGGCACUGAAAAUACUGAAAAAGCAGCAUGUCAAAACACAUCCUGUUUGGUAGGACACCGUCCCUCCUCCUCCUCCUCCUCCUCCUCC
Messenger RNA from Gracilinanus agilis (Agile Gracile Mouse Opossum), 3198 nucleotides. It is a transcript of the gene DNAJC6, whose product is annotated as DnaJ heat shock protein family (Hsp40) member C6. The transcript is spliced from 12 exons. Gene Ontology annotation, molecular function: clathrin binding. Gene Ontology annotation, cellular component: postsynaptic density; intracellular membrane-bounded organelle; cytoplasm. The record is from RefSeq and is a predicted model, not a curated record. Gene Ontology annotation, biological process: clathrin-dependent endocytosis; synaptic vesicle uncoating. Bases 1 to 1713 code for a protein of 570 amino acids. NCBI's taxonomy places the organism in Eukaryota, Metazoa, Chordata, Mammalia, Didelphimorphia, Didelphidae.